AUGGAAUCCACCAACAUGUCAUAUCUGAACCCCAAAACAGUGAUCUUGAUUGGAAUCCCUGGACUAGAGCAUGUGCAGUUUUGGAUUGGGUUUCCAUUCUGUGCUGUGUGCUUGGUGGCGCUAAUGGGAAACAUCUUCUUGCUAAUCAUCAUCCCUACAGAGCGCAGUCUUCACCAACCCAUGUACAUAUUCCUGGCUGUCUUGGCUGUGACUGACCUAGGUCUCUGCCUGGCCAUUGCUCCCAAAAUGUUGGCCAUCUUCUGGUUUGACUCCUGUUCCAUGGCAUUUGAUGCUUGCUUAGCACAACUCUUCUUCAUCCACGCGCUGCAGGGUAUGGAAUCUGGCAUCCUGCUGGCCAUGGCCUACGAUCGCUACAUUGCCAUCUGUAAUCCUUUGCGACACACAUCCAUCCUCACAUCUUUCUUUCUAGUUCAGAUGAUACUGAUGGUGGCAAUCCGGGCAACAGUGCUUGUUGGGAUUUUACCCAUUCUACUCAAACGAUUGCAUCUUUUCCACUCUGUGGUUAUUGUUCAUUCUUAUUGUGAACACAUGGCUGUGGUCAAGCUGGUUGCAGAAGAUGUCCGUGUUAACAAAUCAUUUGGGCUCUUUGUGGCCUUUGCUAUUCUAGGUUUUGACAUGAUCUUUAUCUUCAUCUCCUACUUUCUGAUUUUUCAGACUGUUUUCCGUCUUCCCCAGAAGGAGGCUCGACUCAAAGCAUUCAACACGUGCACUGCCCACAUUGUUGUCUUCAUGGAGUUUUAUAUCCUUGCCUUUUUUUCCUUCUUCAGCCACCGCUUUGGUCACGUGUCACCUUAUACCCAUAUCCUCUUGUCUACCAUCUACCUGCUGGUACCCCCUGCCCUUAACCCAAUAGUCUAUGGUGUGAAGACAAAAGAGAUCCGUAGGAGGGUUGCUCAAAUUUGUGUUCUGCAGCCUGAAACCCAGGAGUGA
Talpa occidentalis (Iberian mole) is the source of this 951-nucleotide messenger RNA. Its product is annotated as olfactory receptor 52A1-like. Gene Ontology annotation, biological process: G protein-coupled receptor signaling pathway. The record is from RefSeq and is a predicted model, not a curated record. NCBI's taxonomy places the organism in Eukaryota, Metazoa, Chordata, Mammalia, Eulipotyphla, Talpidae. Gene Ontology annotation, cellular component: membrane. The coding region runs from base 1 to 951 and encodes 316 amino acids. Gene Ontology annotation, molecular function: G protein-coupled receptor activity; olfactory receptor activity. The transcript has a single exon.